Messenger RNA from Ylistrum balloti, 1950 nucleotides. RefSeq names its product hydroxyacid-oxoacid transhydrogenase, mitochondrial-like. Gene Ontology annotation, cellular component: mitochondrion. The record is from RefSeq and is a predicted model, not a curated record. Bases 1 to 1410 code for a protein of 469 amino acids. Gene Ontology annotation, molecular function: alcohol dehydrogenase (NAD+) activity; metal ion binding. The transcript is spliced from 14 exons. Lineage: Eukaryota; Metazoa; Mollusca; Bivalvia; Pectinida; Pectinidae.
AUGGCUGCAGCGAGGAAUAAGGCGCUAAAUCUGAUGCGACAUGUUGCAAAAUCAUGGCAACAUUUAGCUCCAGAAUCUUCUAUUGUGACUCUUAACAACAAGUUUGGAACCACAGCUGAUCCCCAAACUCAAAAUGAAUAUGCCUUUGAGAUGGCAUGCUCUAACAUCCGGUAUGGUCCAGGAGUCACAAAGGAGGUUGGCAUGGACUGUAAAAAUAUGGGUGCCAAAUUAGUAUGUGUGAUGACAGACAAGUACCUGAGUCCACUGAGCCCAGUCCAGGUGGCGCUGGAGUCACUGGAACGCCAAAAUGUCCCAUACAAACUCUAUGAUGGUUGCAGAGUGGAACCCACUGAUGAAAGUUUUAAGGCAGCUAUAGAUUUCUCCAAGCAACACGAUUUUGAUUUGUUCCUGGCAAUCGGUGGUGGAUCGGUUAUGGACACAUGUAAGGCAGCUAACCUCUACUCUUCUAAACCAGACUCAGAGCUGCUGGACUAUGUCAAUGCUCCCAUAGGGAAGGGACUUCCUGUUACACACCCGCUCAAACCUCUUAUUGCAGUGGCCACAACAGCAGGAACAGGAAGUGAGACAACCGGGACGUCAGUGUUUGAUUAUCUUCCUAUGAAGGCUAAGACAGGUAUAUCUAACCGUGCCUUGCGCCCCACCCUGGGGAUUGUGGACCCCCUACAUCUCCUUUCCAUGCCAGAACGAGUAACAGCAUAUAGUGGAAUAGACGUACUUUGUCAUGCUAUUGAGUCCUACACUGCCGUUCCUUAUCAGGAGCGAGGUCCUUGUCCAGAAAACCCGAUUCUCCGUCCAGCAUACCAGGGCUGUAAUCCUAUCAGUGAUAUCUGGUCAGCUCAGGCCCUUAGAAUGACCAACAAAUAUCUCAAAAGAGCUGUAUACGACAAAGGGGAUGUAGAGGCUAGAUCAACAAUGGGGCUAGCCUCAUCCUACGCUGGCAUCGGCUUCGGAAACGCUGGAGUACAUUUGUGCCAUGGAAUGUCUUACCCUAUCUCUGGACUGGUCAAGGACUUUGUGUCUGAAGGAUACGACCAGGACAUAGCCCUUGUACCCCAUGGUCUGUCAGUAGUUAUAUCGGCACCAGCUGUCUUCGAGUUCAUGGCUUCUGCAUGUCCAGAGCGCCAUCUGCAGGCAGCAAAUUUUCUAGGUGUUGAUAUAACCAAUAAGAAGAAGGAGGAUGCUGGUCAGGUUCUUGGGGACCGACUUCGUGAAAUAAUGCAAGAUAUUGGUGUCCCAGAUGGUCUGAUAGAUCUGGGUUAUACCAAAGAUGACAUUCCAGCACUCGUCAAGGGCACAUUACCCCAGCAUCGAGUGAUUAAGUUGGCUCCAAGGCAACAGACUGAAGAAGAUCUCACGCAGAUAUUUGAAAAUUGUAUGCGAGUUUACUAAACUUCUGUUUACGCGAUACUCCUCUAUUUUUUAAAAGAAUUUAGUGUCACAUCAUUUAGAGUAAAUUUUAGUAUGAAAAGUACAAAACAGAACUGUUUAUUGAUAUCAACAAAAUUACAGAUUUGUUGAAAUUUAGUAUAAAAAAAGAACAAGAAAAACUGCAAAAAAAUUCCCACUGUACUGGUAGGAUAUGAAGAUGUGAACUUGUCUUUACUGUAUACUAACAACUAUAUACAAGUGAAUUUUUUAUCUUACUUUUUCUUUCUUGCUCAAUUAUAAUGCUGAAAUCAAAUUAUGAAUAUCAUAAGUUUUACUCCACAUACAAAACUACCACAGGGUAUUGCAAAAAUAGUGAGUGUUGCUAGUGUAACAGGUUUAGUUGUAAUAGUUUAGUUUAAGCUUAAAAAAUCCUCUAGUCUAUUGUUUUUCUUGAAAAAAAACCCUGUAAUUUGUAUAAUUUUUUAAAAAUCUAAACCUAAUGACAUUUAUUUCAAUAACUAUAUAUAAAGGAAAUUUCAAAUUUAUUGAUUAAGUUUUAUC